Molecule: messenger RNA, 1934 nt
Organism: Folsomia candida
Lineage: Eukaryota; Metazoa; Arthropoda; Collembola; Entomobryomorpha; Isotomidae
Exons: 6
Coding region: 345-1127 (260 amino acids)
Source: RefSeq, a predicted model, not a curated record
AUUUUGGGUUCUCUCAUCUAGUUUCGUGAUUAUUCACGGAAUUAAAUAUUCCUCACUUGUGUAGACAUUUUGUUAUAUAAAUUUUUCCACUUCCAUAAUUUCUGAACAAAAUAAAAUAAGGGAUAACUGUUGCGGAAAGAGGUGACCUUGCAGAUGCCGUAAUGAUGAGUAAAAAUGCGCAUUUCCUCCCAAUUUUGGUCAAAUGCAUAGUCCAACUAAAUAUGAGGAUCGACUUGUGGUAAAUAUUUGAUAUCGGUAUCAUUUUCUAGAAUUAGGAGGAGCAGAGCCCCUGUCGUAUAGGACACUCGCCCAAGCGGACGUCACAAUUAGCUCCAUAACACGCCAUGAUGCCCGAAAAUGAGCCGGCCUCCCAACUAAUGAAAGACGUCAUGUUUAAUCACCUGAUCCUCUCCCCAAUACUGACCCACCUGGACCUCACCAGCUUAAAGGCGGCCCGCCUCGUCUCCCAAUUUUGGGGCAAGGAGGCACUAUCCGCAAUCCGAGAACGCAACCUCAUCACCCAGCUGGUCCCCCCGUUUGACGAGGUGGAAGAAAUAGUGGCCUUCUUCUCCACCGCUGGGCUGCCACACACCCUCUGCCUCUCCUUCGCCAGCCCGGCCUUCUUCUUUGAAUACGUCACGGUAGAAGAUUGCCCCGUGAAGAGCUACCACUUUCCCAGGGAGACUUUGGGGGAAGAAAUUUUACGGAAAGUUGGCACCGCGGUGGUUCGAAAUCACCGCUAUGGCAGCCUUGUGCGGGAACUCAGGUUGGAAAUGUCCUACCUGGACGAAGCCGAUGCUGCAUACCUGGCCCAAAUUAUGCAGUGUUUCACCCAGGUGGAGAAAGUUUUUUUGAAUUUUACCGCGUACGAGAAUCCCGCCUAUUUAGCCACUUCGGCCGUCUUUCCCUACUCGGUGAAGAAAUUGGCGCUGCGAACUUUCAAAGAGCAUGGGGAGCAGCCUCCCGUGCCGCUCAGGGUACUAGCGGUCGAGCGUUUUCUCAGCGCCGUGGAAAAUAUUGCUUAUUUGGACCUUCAGUGGUGGGGGCCGUGCAUGUCGGAGACACAGGUUGAGUCGAGGAUAUAUGUCGACGUGCUAGCGGCUCUUAUUGCGAAGGUGAGGAAAUAAAGCGGGAUUGAUGUUACAUAAUUCUUCAAUUUUUAAGGGGACUCGUCUCCGUGCGCAAAAUUGUGGCGGCCCACUCAAAAACCUUAUUGAGCCUGACCGUCAACCAGCUGUGCGUUUGGUCCGUCGAAGAUCACGUCCUGCCCGUCCCGACCGACCUUCCCGACCUUCCUUUCCUCCAAUACUUAGAGAUAACGACAUCUGGCGCUAUAGCCAUUGGGGACGAAUGGGCCCCCCAUCACCUCGAUAUUUUCUCCAUGCGACAAGUUUUUCUCGAUGGCGCCCUCCCUCGGAAAUUCCCCAAACUCAAAAAUCUCUCCCUUUUCAUGUACAACGAGCAGAGCAGUGCUGCCUGGCAACACAUCCUGCCAGACAGAGGUGUGCCCUCGAUGCCACAACUGGGCACACUGUCGCUAUCGAUUCGGGCGGGAUGUUCGUCUCCCCUCCUGGCCGCGAUGGUCCUCCCGUUUCCCGCCCUGGUGAAGAUGAGGCACCUAAUUUCAGUGGGGGGCAGUGACGGCGGGGUUGCUUGCGAGCAUCACUACGCCCCGGGAGGGCAAGAACGCCGCAUCUUGAGAGAAAGGAAGAGGGCAAAGGGAUGGAAAUGGAUACCGUGGGGGCGGAUGGGCGGUCACAAGGUUCAUAAUAUGUGCACCGCUAUGUCGGAUGAGAUUUGGGGCUAAUUUAGGUGUUUUUUAAUUUUUUUUAGACAUCUAGCUUAAGAUGUGUUUACAGUUUGUGGUAUAAGACUGAAUAAAAUUUAGUUGUGACGUCUCAUCUUCCUAAUUGGGGGGGUACGUAAAACAGAAA